AUGGCCAAUCGCGUCCCCAAGAUCACCAGGGUCAGGACCGGUUGCUUGACCUGUCGAGCCCGCAAGAAGAAAUGCGAGGAACAGCGGCCCAUUUGCCGUGGGUGUGAGCGAAACGGAUUUAAAUGCGAAUGGCCAAGAGUCUCGCCAUCUCCUUGCCGGUCACCAAGUGCAUUGACUGCCGACAAUGCCGGGGAGGUUACCGGGAAAGCACCCCACAUCCUGAGUCCUCAGUCUGAAUCCCAUGAUCCACGGCAAGCCGGCCAAGCCUCGCCAACUGAGCCGCAGGAAGAUCCACACCCUUUUUCGACACCCUUGCCACCCUCGUCAGAGACAUCUCUUAUUGUCUUCGAUUCAGGAUCGCCAACUUGCGAUGGGGCUGUAUCUGACUCCGUGGAGUUCUUUCUCCCCAAGUUCUCCCCGAGAAGACCUCACGCCGGAUCCUUCGACGGAAAGGGCCCCAUGUUCGCGCUGCCGGCGACCCUGUCUGUCUUUGGUAAUGGCAGAGUCUGGGAGCUCUGUGGUGAGGAGGGAUAUCAUCUUCUCGGACAUUAUUUGACCAAGACGUCAUUCGCCAUGGCCGGCGGUUUCCAAAGGGAGAAUCCAUUUCUAGCACAACUCAUGCCUAUUGCCAUGUCGAGCGAUCUCAUCAUGCACCUCAUACUCACCAUUAGCGCUGUGCACAAGGCUAUUAUCCAACCCACCGAGCUAGCUCUAUCUGCACAGACUUACUACCGCGAUGCAUUGACCAUGUUCCGCGGCAGCAUCGACCAAUAUAUCCAUCACGGCAACUCGACUAUCGUCGCGCUUGGCCUAGGGUGUCUGAUGCUGUGUUUUACAGAAACUGUGAAGGGAGAUCGCGAUGGCGCUAUCUUCAAACAUAUCAGUGCCGCCGAUGCCAUUGUAUCCUCUGUGCUGUCAGAUCCAUUCAUCGGACAACGCUCCCCUCUCUCCGAUUUCCUCGUCGAGUUCUACGUCUACGUUAGUACGCUAAGCCUCAUAUCACUCAACCCAGAGCGUUGCGAGACGCUCAAGAUGAACGGGAAGAUUGAGACGCGAGCUCACGAGCUCGCCGAUUCGUCAUAUGUUGGGAGCCUCUGCGGCUGCUGGAUCGAGCUUCUUCUCUUGAUCCCGCGGAUCAACGCCUUCGCCAUGCAUAGCCCGACACUAGAAAAUUUGUCGCCAGAGGCCCUGCGGGAGCGGUUCGCUACAUUUGCAACACUGCAGCUCGAAAUCAUCUCAUGGACCCCCUAUCCGGACUCGAACAGCGUGCUCCGCUCUAGUGGCCUCUUCUACAAGCAAGCUUUGCUACUCUAUCUCUACACCAGCACCCUUGGGCCCUCAAACGGCGGUGAGAGUUCAACAGCCUCUGAUCUCGUAGAGUCGACUAUCGCUAGCGCACUAUUUUACCUCGCUGACAUUCCACCUGACACACAGACCAACACACUUCUGUGCUGGCCCAUCGCUAUUAUGCCUUAUGGGCGGACACUGCGGAGCCAGCGAGCCCCUGGCGGCUGCACACCCUAA
Messenger RNA from Scedosporium apiospermum, 1524 nucleotides. RefSeq lists its product as uncharacterized. NCBI's taxonomy places the organism in Eukaryota, Fungi, Ascomycota, Sordariomycetes, Microascales, Microascaceae. Gene Ontology annotation, molecular function: transcription cis-regulatory region binding; zinc ion binding; DNA-binding transcription factor activity, RNA polymerase II-specific. The transcript has 3 exons. Gene Ontology annotation, biological process: positive regulation of transcription by RNA polymerase II. Gene Ontology annotation, cellular component: nucleus. Bases 1 to 1524 code for a protein of 507 amino acids. The record is from RefSeq and is a predicted model, not a curated record.